Molecule: messenger RNA, 1335 nt
Organism: Manacus vitellinus (golden-collared manakin)
Lineage: Eukaryota; Metazoa; Chordata; Aves; Passeriformes; Pipridae
Gene: IFNGR2
Product: interferon gamma receptor 2
Exons: 7
Coding region: 27-923 (298 amino acids)
Molecular function (GO): protein binding
Source: RefSeq, a predicted model, not a curated record
AGGGCCCCCUGGCACGAGGCAUCCUCAUGUUCAGCUGCAGAACCAGAGAACCUUCUCCCCAUUUACCGGCUCCAGAGGAUGUGGAGAUUUAUUCCUAUAACUUCCACAGUUUGCUGAGAUGGUCUCCUGUUCCAGUGGAGAGAGGCUUGGUGUUAUACACAGUCCACUAUAAAACAGGGGCCUUCCCUGUGUGGAAUGAGAUGAACUGCACCCGGAUCCCCCGGCCCCAGUGCGGGUUCCCCCUGGAGAUCCAGAAGCGGCGCUGGACGAUCUUCCUGCGCGUGAGGGCCGAGCUGGGGCCGCUCCCCUCGGCCUGGGUGCAGGCAGGGCCCUUCGUGGCUGAGAGGGACACCACUCUGGGCCCCCCCAGGGUGAGCAGGGUGAGUGCCAGCUCUGACUCGCUGCUCCUCAGUGUCACCCCCCCUUUCACACCUGAACCUGGGGACAGUUUCCAGUAUCGUGUGUUCUACUGGGAGAACACAACAAGGACCACGAAAAAGGAACAAGAGACACACAAUACAGUAUUCCAAAUUGGAAAACUAAAGGAGUCAACACUUUAUUGCUUUAGCCUUCAAGUUGAAUUCGAGGGAGUCUAUGGUGAACUGAUAGGACAGCAAAGUGCCCCAGAGUGUCACAGAACUGCCAUCAGUGAGGCAACCAGGGCUGGGUUCAUCACCCUGCUGUGUCUCUCGGGGUUAGUCCUUAUAAAUCUGGCUACAGCUGGUUUGCUGCUCCUGUGGAAACACCGCAAGAAAAUCAAACAGUCCUUUCAGCCACCUUUGAAAAUCCCCUCCCACUUCGAAGAGUUCCUCAGGGACCCUGGCAUGCCUGGCUUGGAGGAGCUGGACAAUUCCCCGGAGGAUGAGCCCCAGGCUCUUGUGGCUGGAGAAGGAAUCCAAGCCUGGAGCAGCAGCCCAGGGUGACAGCUCUUCAUCCAACACCCCCAGGGACAGGGGAACCACAGAAGAGCCCCCCACUGAGUGUCCCCUGGCCCAGGGCUUCCAGCAGCUGCUCCCAGGGUGUGGCUGAGCAGGGACAAUCCUGAGCAAAACAUGGACCCUGGGAUGUGUCUCAGGGGCUUCUCCUGAGCUCCCCCAGCACCUCCUUCUGCCAAAGGCACUGAAAAGGAGGAACACGGAAGGGAAACAAACACUAAACUCAGAAAAUAGUUAAAUUCCCACCCCAGGUUGGAAUAAAGCUUUGAGGAAUUGCAGCACUUUACAGGAGGGUGUAGGAGAACAUGGGAUUUUUCAGGGAGUGAAUCACUGCAGUGUAAAUUCCUUUUAUAGCUGAUUUUCUUUUGUUGGCAAUAAUACUCUUGUUAUAUCCACCCCA